AUGUCGUUCCUCAAAUCAUCUUCUGCUCCUCGACACAAUCGCUCCCCUAUCAAACCCUACAUCCGCUCAAUGCCUCAUCUCCCAUUCGAAGUAUUCCUGUUACUACUCUCAUACGACCAGUCGCCAUCUGUCUUAGCCAAAUUAUGUUUACUCAAUUCGGAGAUAUACAAAAUAGUCAUACGUUAUCUGUACAGGAAGGUAGAACUGGAUAAAUUGAAUUGGGAGAAGUUCCUAUGGGGAUUCGUAAUUACCAGACCUAAGGAAGGGCCUGGCAGUUUCGUCUUUAAGCCUCCAAAGGAGUUGUUAGAAAGUAUAAGCAAACACAGUAGGAAAGAGAGUGAAGAUGAUGCCAAGAAGAAUAAGAGGAACUCCGAUUCAACAACUUCGUCUGAUCAUAGUCAAAAGGAGAGAACACCUCGUCCGGAAGUAGAACCAAAUCUAACGACUGAAAGUCGUAAACGAAAUGCGUUCGAACUGAUUAGGGUACUAGUCAUCAAUGAUAUACCGAACACAACAACCGCGCAGACGUUCUUACACAUCGUCAAUUCCACUCAAGAUCGACAUCAAGGGGUAUUAUUCGGAGGGGUAAGGAAGUUGAUACUGCAUCCACAAGUUCUGUAUUCUUCUUCUCAAUGGAGGCACAUCAGCUCGAGGGGUAUCCUGAACCAAUAUCAAAGGAUACACGAACACGACUUCAUCAAAGCUUUGCCGAAUGCUAUGCCGAGGCUAGGGCUGAAACGUGCAAAGGACAGAUCGUUAUUCAUGUCAGAUCAAGCUCUGGAAACUUCUAAUUUAGGUCUGGACUCAACUGGAUCAUCAUCCUUGGGUAUCGAGAACGAUAAAAUACCUCAUGAUGACGAUGGAUUCGAGUUGGUAAUAUCAGGAUCCCUCCGGAAUCUAUCCCACUAUUACGCAACAAGAGGUAUGAGCCUAGUCACCUCGGUUCAUAUACCUCAGGAAUUCGUUUUCUCUCAUUCCAAACAACUCUUAGGUGAAACAUUAACAUCCAAUUGGAAAAUAUCAAAAUUCACAUGGCAUGAGGUGACCUUGGAAUCAUUACCUUUCGUACCCAAUGCGAAGAAAGUAGAAUAUCAUUUCGUCCAACCUAGUGUUACAACUACGAGUGCCUUAGAUGGAGGAAUGGAUACAUUGUUAUCUCGUGUGAAUAGUAUACGCUCGAUAUUGUUGGAAACAAUCUCAAAAGGUUUAGAUAUAAAAUACAAGUUUAUCGGUACAGGUCUGGGAAUCAAAUUCGAGAAUGAUGAAUCCGAGAUAGACGUACAGGAAAGAUUGAUGGAUCAAGUCAAGAAUUCCGAUCCAGGUCAUACGUUAGGAUCGUUGGUCAUCCAAGAUGAAUUUUGGAAUGAUAAUGUCACGUUCAUCACUUCGACCAGUGGAUUACUGUCAGUUGAAGAGAGGAAUACAAGAGGUAUAGAUGGGCAUGGAAUCGGCGAAUCAGGAUGUGCAUGUUAUCCUGUCACCAUUGCUGUGAAACCGAAUGAUGGUCAGGGACAACUACAAUCCUUAUCACCUCAGGACACUAGAAGAACAGAGAAUGAAAUGGGAUUUCAACCGUACAGUCAAUUUAUACAUAAUUUAUCAGGGUAA
Molecule: messenger RNA, 1608 nt
Organism: Kwoniella botswanensis
Lineage: Eukaryota; Fungi; Basidiomycota; Tremellomycetes; Tremellales; Cryptococcaceae
Exons: 1
Coding region: 1-1608 (535 amino acids)
Source: RefSeq, a predicted model, not a curated record